This is a messenger RNA of Choloepus didactylus (southern two-toed sloth), 2004 nucleotides long. Its product is annotated as histone H2B type 1-C/E/F/G/I-like. The transcript has a single exon. Bases 16 to 396 code for a protein of 126 amino acids. Lineage: Eukaryota; Metazoa; Chordata; Mammalia; Pilosa; Megalonychidae. Gene Ontology annotation, molecular function: structural constituent of chromatin; protein heterodimerization activity; DNA binding. Gene Ontology annotation, cellular component: nucleosome. The record is from RefSeq and is a predicted model, not a curated record.
CAUAAUACGGAAGCCAUGCCUGAACCAGCCAAAUCAGCUCCUGUCCCAAAGAAAGGCUCCAAGAAGGCAGUAACCAAAGCACAGAAAAAGGAUGGCAAGAAGCGCAAACGCAGCCGCAAGGAGAGCUAUUCGGUCUACGUUUACAAGGUGCUGAAGCAGGUUCACCCCGACACUGGUAUUUCGUCCAAGGCUAUGGGUAUCAUGAAUUCCUUUGUUAACGACAUUUUUGAGCGUAUCGCAGGCGAGGCGUCGCGCUUGGCUCACUACAACAAGCGUUCGACUAUCACCUCCAGGGAGAUUCAGACCGCUGUGCGCUUGCUGCUUCCCGGGGAGCUGGCUAAACACGCGGUGUCCGAAGGCACUAAGGCUGUCACCAAGUACACCAGCUCCAAGUAAAGUUGAAAGUUUGGAUAUUUACUGCUAAACCCAAAGGCUCUUUUCAGAGCCACUCACGGUUUCACGAACAGAGCUGUUUACUGUUGCCUUCUGAACUUAAAAUGAUUGAGCGUUGAUAUAUAGCAUUCUGUCGUUUGGUUUAGUGCCUCAAGUUAGAGCGCAAGCAACCGCUUCUCGGCAGUUGCAUGCGCUUAUAGUUUUUCGUACAGGAUUCUUAACUGAUUUCCCUGUACUUGGAAGUGUUCAUCCUUUACUGAUUUGCACGGGGGUUGUGACGUGUGAGGGCCAGUAAUGAAGAAAGCUAAGCGGCCGCAGAUGACCGGUCUCUGUUUACAAAGUGUGACUCUUGAGCAAAGGAGCUUACAGCGGCAUUUGAGAACCUGUUUUUAAAAACGUAUUGACGAUUCUCUUAGCGUUCGUUCAGUUAUUUCCGCUCUCAUUCUGUUUGAUUUUGUUAAUGCCCUUUCCUUCGCUUUGCGUAAGGCUCUUAACAGUUCUAAUGAACUCUAAUCAUCUAAUGUUAUUUUAAGGACCUAUUACCUUGGGGGAGGGGGACAGCUACUGCAGUCCAAUAAUGGAAAAAUGUAUUCUUAAUGUCUUAAUUUUGCUUUCUCCUUUUCUAAAGUGCUUUUAAAAGGUGCUUGUCAUCGGAUUAGGUUCUAAUGAAGGUGAAUAAAAUCCUGCUUCUCCCUCCGUCCCGUUUCACAAACUAGGCAUGCAAAAUCAAUUCUGUCUAAGCCAUUUCGGUCUCGUCAGUGUAAUCACAAUAUAGACAUUGGCUCCGCAGCCUCGGGUCCAUCCUCUUUUACUUGCAGGUCCUCUUCCGAGUUCAUCUACACCCUAAUCCCUCUAAUCCCUCCUCCGGUACUCCUUCCCUUGCUUAGUGCAGUAAAGGGGGCGUGAUAGUGGCAAGGACAAAUGUAGAAGGUCCCAGGGCAUGUCAAAGGGCACUGUGGAAGCGAAUAUGAAAGUGCAAAAAGACUUAAACCACAGGCUUCCUUCCUCAUCUCUCUGGUCACCAAGGGGUAGAAGCUACCUUGGGAAGAUAGGUGAGAAAGGCUGGCUUGGGGGUACCUUGCUGGUCAGUGGAAAUCCCAAUUCCAGCCAAUAAUCACUCUCACUGUCCUAUGGAGGCAUCUUUGAAAAACACCUUGCCAGCCUUGCCAGCUUUAUCAUUCAGUCUAUCUGGUUGCCCUUUCAUUUUCCUAACAAAUUACAGUAACCACAAAGACACAAUAAGUAUUUGUUUUCAAGUUAAAUUACCAUUGUGUUUCAACUAUGGUCUUCUUGAUUUUAGUUUGAGAUAGUUCUUAAAUUUCUCAGUAGCAAAUCCAGUUUUCACUCAGAGCCACCGUGGUCUUUUUGAAACCACGCAUCAUGUUGUCUUAUCCCUGUCCAAAGCCCUUUAAAUGAUCUUGCACUGUUCUUAGCACAGAUUCCAAAAUCUGUAUUAUAGCUUCAAGCUCUGCCAUGUCUGACCUCAGCUAACUCUCCAAUCCAACAUCAGGAGAUUCUCUUUCUCCUUUUAGUCUUCCUCCUCCAUCUUCCCCUCUCCCCAGUUUCUGGAAUUUUCCCUGGAUCCCUCCAGUUUCUAUACCUUUGCAAUUU